AUGGCGGACGAGCGAGAGUGGCUGGACGCUUGCUUGUUUUUGAGCAAAGGGCCAUCGUUGGCGAUGGAGUUUCUGGACGAGGAAGCUCGCGUGAUGCUGUGGGCUUACUGGGAGCAAGCUCUGGAGGGUCCGGCGGAGGAGCUCUCGCAGGAACAGGGGAUGAGUGAUGAGAGGGCGAGGAAGCGGAGGGAGGCGAGGAGGAGGCUGGGAGAGAUGCCCAAGUCGGAGGCGAGGAGAAAAUUGGUGGGGUUGAUGUCGAGUGUGGUUCCCGAGUGGCGAGAGUGGUGUAGAGAGCAUGGCGAGAGGAUCCGGGAGGAGCAAAGGAGUGGCGGCGAGGCGCAAAAGCUGCUGAGAGCGUUUAGCUUGAAAACCGGGAUUAAAUUGUCGCCUAAGUUGCUUUUCUCUCCACAUCUACCAUGUCCGUGCGUCACGCCCUCUACUUCCACGGUACACGCCGGCCUCGACUACCGCGACGCCGAGGUCGCCCGCGGCGGCAUUUACCUCGUGCCCAGCGCCCCCAUCAUCGAGGCCGAGUACCGCGCGCUCGUCGCCUGCCUCCACACCGCCUCCCACCUCCGCGUCUCAAUCCUCCGCGUCUAUGGCGACUCCCAGCUCGUUGUCAACCCGGCGGAGUGCUGUCGGCAGCGCCUUGGAUCGCGCAGCUCGGAAUCGCCAGUUCUUGGUGGCGCCGGGGCGGAUUCCAUCGGAUUUGCCAGGAAAUCUGUGGGCAGGGGCUAUGUCUUGGACGUCCAUCCACUCUGCUACCGCGGGAGCAAGCCGGAUUCCAGCGAGUUUUUGUGGUGGAUGAGAGCGUUUCUUCGCAGGAUUGUGCUUGCCGAUCCAGUGAUUGCUGUUUUCGAUGGCGAAUUUGGGAAUGACUAUAGGAGAAAAAUUCUUCCUUCUUACAAGGCUGGAAGGAGGAAAUUCAAGCCUCUAGAUCCGAGCUUCAAAUGGACAAGAGGUUUAGAGGCGAGUUUCUCUCGUUUCCAACGCUUUCUUCGACAGUGUAACAUACCUGUUGUGAAAGUUGAUAAUGCUGAAGCGGACGACGUCGUUACGACACUAGCUCGGCAAGUUACCGACAGGAGUUUGAAGGCAGUCAUUGCAUCCCCGGAUAAAGAUUUCAAGCAGCUGGUUUCGGAAAAGGUCUAGCUGCUGAUUCCGUUCGCGGAUCUACGAAGGUGGUCAUUUUACACUGUCAAGGAUUACGUUGAACAACACAAAUGCGAGCCUGGGAUUGAAUUGGGACUUCGAUGCUUGCUAGGGGAUGCUGCUGAUGGUGUUCCCGGUGUGCCUGGUUUUGGACGGAAAACAGCUCUGAAACUUAUGAGGAAGCACGGCUCGCUAGAAAAUCUAUCAAGUGUAGCGGCAAUUGGAAGCCAUACAUACAAGAUGCUCUCAAGCGAUCUUGCUGCAUUCCAAUGGCUGGAGAAGGAACUUGAAACGUUGUAGGUUUUUUAGCAGCAGUGAACUGAUCAGGCUCGAGAAACCUCGGGGUCUUUCAAAUGAGGAUGCUCUUGCAGUAUACAGGAGAAUGCAAUGAAACCAGCCAUUGGCAUUGUUGUUGGUGCUCUCAAGGUAUGUAGAAGCACGAGAGAUCUACAACUAGGCAGGAGAAUUCACAGGGAUGUUUCCGAGACAUGUGACUUCUCAA
Molecule: messenger RNA, 1654 nt
Organism: Selaginella moellendorffii
Lineage: Eukaryota; Viridiplantae; Streptophyta; Lycopodiopsida; Selaginellales; Selaginellaceae
Biological process (GO): DNA replication, Okazaki fragment processing
Molecular function (GO): DNA binding; fatty-acyl-CoA binding; 5'-flap endonuclease activity
Source: RefSeq, a predicted model, not a curated record